AUGACGGACAACGACCUGGCAUCGCUCCAGUCUCGUCGUGUUUCACACGCAAAGACGACGCUCAUGGUGCUCAAUCUAAAUGACGUUACGGUGUCUACAGGAUUAAAGAUAAUGGAGAAGAAGGAGAAGGAGAAAGAGGAGGAGGAGACGAAGCAACUGGACUUGAUUGUAUAUGGAGGUGGAGUUCCUGGUGUUGCAUUAGAUGCCGAUCGAGUGGAUUUACCAGAGUUUACGGGUGUCCGAGAAGGAGGGUAUCGGUCGGUUAACGGCCGACUUGAAUGGGGUUCUCGGACUAGAGCUGGCAACGAUUCGUUGAGACGUCGGAAGGAGAACCAAGACGCUUUCUCCAUAUGUGACGCACUAGGCAAAGACUCGAGUGCCACGUUUUUCUCGGUUUUCGACGGACAUGGACCUCAGGGAGCGUUUGUGAGCCAUUUUGUGAGAGAGCAGUACCAUCAAGCAGUGGCAAAAGCGUACGUUGAGCUGCUAUCGUGCGCGUCAGAUGGGAAAGAGGUUAAUGUUGUGGCCAACACGACGAGCGUCAUGUGUGACAUUGUAGCGAAAAUUUUCCAGCAGGCAGCGCAAAUGGUGGUGCAAAAAUUGGAUGCUAGCGCGAUCGACAUCAGUGUAAGCGGCACUACAGCGGUGGCUAUGCUCGUGUGUGAGAAGGGCUUGUUUAUUGCGAAUCUUGGGGACAGUCGAGCUGUCGUUGCCAGGUAUUCCGAAAACGAGCAGCGCUAUGUUUUACACUGCGAGACAAAGGAUCACAAGCCGAAUAUACCUGAGGAGUGUGCGCGGAUUGAACAGAACAACGGGCGAGUGUUUGAGUGGGGGUCUUACCGAGUGUGGUUGCAGGAUGUAGAUAUGCCUGGGCUGGCGAUGUCGCGGUCAUUUGGUGACUCGGUGGCCAAAACUGUGGGCGUGACUGCCGAACCGGAUGUGACGAUUGUUGAAAAACUAAAGUUUAGCAGCAGUGAAAGGAAAAAUGGUGGUCAUCCUGCCGCGUUUGCGGUGCUAGCCAGCGAUGGUAUAUGGGAAUUCAUGACAACGGACGAGUGCAUUGAUUUUGUUUCUACUUGCAUUAUUGACUGUGGAAGUUCAUCUCAGGAGGCAUGUAACGCCCUUAUCGAGGAAGCUUAUGAUCGAUGGGAUGCCGAAGAAGAUAUGGUGGAUGAUAUCACUGCAGCCGUAGUUUACUUUUGA
Molecule: messenger RNA, 1203 nt
Organism: Peronospora belbahrii
Lineage: Eukaryota; Oomycota; Peronosporomycetes; Peronosporales; Peronosporaceae
Source: the annotation of a GenBank genome assembly